AUGGCGGGCGUCGGCGAGGGGGUGCCAGGCGGGCUCGCAGACGUCUCCAUGUCGCCUACCAUGCGUGACGCGCCGCGGAGGAGCCUUUCCCGAGGUAAUGGGACGAGGAGGAACCUGCCCGAGUUCUCCAUCCUCACGCCCGGGGUGCGCGGAGAGUUCUGUGUGACUCUGAUGUCCCAGAUUCUAAGAUGCUCUGGGGAUUCAGCUGUGAUCAGUCUAUUCCAGGCUUCUCCUGCUGGUGAGCCACCAUCUCUGGCUGUUAGCAAUAGUUUAGCAUUUUGUGGCAUUAAGAAAUGUGAUGUUAAUAUUAAACCAAGGUAUAUUAAGGAAACAAACAUCAAAAAUGACCCAAAUGAACUUAAUAAUCUUAUCAAGAGCAAUUCAAGAAAAGAAUGCCGAAUGCCACCCGGGGGGCUGGGGUCAGAAAGGCUCCAUGAGACCACCUGGGGAACUUGUCUCAAGGGCAUCAUCGAGCCUCCAGAGAGGACCAGAAUUUACACAGAUUCCUAGGACUUUGGACCAUAUCUGUAGGAGAUGAAUGCUGCUGUAAGAGAUGAAAUAUUUCCUCACUCAUCCUGGAUAAAAGAGUACUUCUCUUGGGCAGGAUUUAAGGAUUAUAACCCAGUGCUCAGGAUGACCGAAACAGAGGAGGAUUUCAGCCCUUUUCCUGGAGGUUAUGACUAUUUGGUUGACUUUCUACCUUUAUCCUUUCCAAAAGAAAGCUGGAGCUGGGAACCGCAUAUGAGGAAUCCAUAUCUGUUUCAGUUCCGGAGCCAGCUUGACAUCAUCAGACACGUGGUGAAGAACGGUCUACUCCAGGAUGACUUGUAUAUAGGAUUCCAAAUCUGGCUGCAGUGGGGUCCUGACAUACCGCAUCACAGGUUUUGCAACCAUUUUCAAAUCAAACUGCCUCUAACACCGCCCAGCUGGAGGUCCUUCCUGAUGCACUGUGGGUAGAGCAGACCUGAGCUUCCCAGAUUGCUGUGGCAAGGACCUCCAGUACUGUGCUGAAAAGAACUGGUGUUGGAACAGGCAGUGGCUGGACAAUGCCACGUUACCGGCUGGGGAGACGUCAGCUUUGCACCCUCUGAUUUUGAAGCUGUGAGAAGAGCCAGCUGAGGUGCUCUGUGUCCGACAGGAGAACCCAAGAGACCUACACGGUGGAAGAGAAAAUAGCACAAGCCUGACAGCUUUGUUUAUAGUUAAGAAGAUUCUGUCUCCUGUAAUAGUCACAUUCUAUAGCCAGUAUAACAAAGUUUCUAUUGUAAGCCCGUAUUACAAACUUUUUAUAGAGGACCAAACCAAAUUUUAUUUUAAAC
Lontra canadensis (Northern American river otter) is the source of this 1319-nucleotide messenger RNA. Its product is annotated as cytidine monophosphate-N-acetylneuraminic acid hydroxylase-like. Lineage: Eukaryota; Metazoa; Chordata; Mammalia; Carnivora; Mustelidae. The transcript is spliced from 12 exons. The record is from RefSeq and is a predicted model, not a curated record.